AUGGCCGCCAAUCCUCAAGAUACCCCAGUCGAGGCCGCCAAGGAUGUGGACGUCAAAACCGACGACGCGCCCACCGCUUCACAGACCACCGACCCGAACAAGGCCACCGGCUCUGAGGUACCUCCGGCUCCCACCAAAGUCAACGCCGGCAUGAAUAGACUCGCCGAGCGAAUGAUGAAGCUCGAGAACGGCCGGCCCAAGCCCAACCCCUUCCCACCCUGCGAACCCCUCAACAUCCCCCGCCGCAACCGCACUUCUUACGCAAACAACUCUCCCUUCCAGCUCACUGCCGAAGACUGGCCCCUCCCGGAACCAGCCGUUGCAACCGACAACAUCGUCUCGACAGACCCCAACAUCCCCUCCAUCCGCGUUAAGAACACGGACCCGGAGGCGGGCUCCAGCAGCAACGUCCCCCCGGUCAAGACCGUCAACAUCCAGUCCCCUCACCACCUGCAAGUCGUCGACAUUCGGACCAGACCAGCCCCGAAGGCUAACGACGCCACCAACACCACGCCUGCCAAGAAGGACAAGAAGAAAAAGACCACCUUCUGGGACAAGCUCGACCGCAUCCUCGGUCUGCACCGGGUUAGAGCCUUCGGUGACGAGACGGGUAACGGCCGGCUCGUGGCGAAGAAGUCCACCUACCGCACGAUCCUGCUCGUCGGCAUAGCCCUGAUGGUCAGCUUCCUCGCGUCCAUCAUCGUGGUCGUCGCGGACGGCGGUCGGGGCGGGGAGCCUGAGAUGGGCGCGGGGUGGUGGGCGUGGAUGGCCUGCAGCGCGGUGGGCUUCGUAGGCGCGAUCGUGAUGUUUGUGUGGGCUGUGCAGCACAAGAAGAAGGUGCUCUUCCACGUCAAUAUCCGCGCACAGGUGUUGAGGCAGCUGGAGCGGGCGGACGUGGAGAUGAACUUGGUCAGUGGACGGCCGAGUAAUAAUGAGCAGCAGGCGCAGCGGGCUCAGGCUGCGGCCGAGGGAAAGGGUACGAAGUGCUUGAAGACUGGCGACGUUUACAAGAAGGGAGAGUGGGCGGAGAAGAAUUGA
Messenger RNA from Colletotrichum aenigma, 1038 nucleotides. RefSeq lists its product as uncharacterized. Lineage: Eukaryota; Fungi; Ascomycota; Sordariomycetes; Glomerellales; Glomerellaceae. The transcript has a single exon. Bases 1 to 1038 code for a protein of 345 amino acids. The record is from RefSeq and is a predicted model, not a curated record.